Wyeomyia smithii (pitcher-plant mosquito) is the source of this 2189-nucleotide messenger RNA. It is a transcript of the gene RpA-70, whose product is annotated as replication protein A 70 kDa DNA-binding subunit. Gene Ontology annotation, molecular function: DNA binding. Bases 260 to 2098 code for a protein of 612 amino acids. The record is from RefSeq and is a predicted model, not a curated record. Gene Ontology annotation, biological process: DNA repair; DNA recombination; DNA replication. Lineage: Eukaryota; Metazoa; Arthropoda; Insecta; Diptera; Culicidae. The transcript has 4 exons. Gene Ontology annotation, cellular component: nucleus.
GACGUUUUAUUCGCGCGUUCAAUCGAUCUCCGAUGGUUUACAUUGUGUUUGAGUACGAAGUUUUGAAAAACGUAUGCUUUUUCUGAGAAAAAUACGAGUUUAAAACGAAAUACGAGUUUGAUAAUAAUUGACUAAUACUGUUGAGCAAAAGCUUGUAAUAUAACAUUCGUUUACCGGUUGAUUAAUUGUGUUUGCCAAACUAUUAUAUUCAACAAACCCUUCAAAUCGAGUUUACAGGAAUUAACAAGAAAACGCAGCAAUGAGUUAUAGCGGAUUAUUGACUGCAGGCUGUAUUGCCGACAUUAUGUGCGGAAAUGAGUUGGAUAAACCAGUGGUUCAAAUCUUGGGCACAAAACGAAUCGCUGGUAGCGGUGAUCAAUCCGAAAGGUUUCGGCUGCUUAUCUCUGAUGGAGUUAACAUGUACACAUUUGCUAUGCUUGCAACUCAGCUGAACGACUUACAACAGAGCGGACAGUUGGCGGAAUAUACCGUGAUUCGCAUAAAUCGCUAUAUUACUUCGGUUGUAAAUCGGGGCGAACGAGGUGAAAAACGUGUGCUUAUCAUUCUUGAACUAACCGUGGUUAAGCCAGGAGCGUCUAUUGGACAAAAAAUUGGUAAUCCCCAGCAGCUGACGGAAGGGUCAGCUGGCAGCAGCAACAGUAGCACGCCUGCACCGCAUCCCCGUACGGAAUCAGCUAUAAGUGUUAGUGAUGGAUCCGGGCACCAAAGUCGCUCUUCGAAUACUAACGGAACGCAGAAUUCGACUAUGCUUCAAAACAGCUUGUGUCACCCAAUCAGCUCGCUUAGUCCGUACCAGAACAAAUGGGUCAUCAAAGCUCGAGUCAUGUCGAAAUCAGAAAUCCGCACAUGGAGCAAUGCCAAAGGCGAAGGGAGACUGUUUUCCAUGGAUGUCAUGGAUGAAUCAGGAGAGAUACGUAUUACUGCCUUCAAGGAGCAAUGCGAUAAAUUUCACGAAAUGAUCGAGGCUGACAAAGUUUAUUUCAUUACAAAAUGCCAAUUGAAGCCGGCCAACAAACAGUACUCGACGUUACGAAAUGAGUACGAAAUGACUAUGACUAACGACACAGUUAUACAAGAGUGUAAGGAAGAUAAUGCUUCUGUACCGGAAAUUCAUUACAAUUUCGUGCCAAUUUCGCAGAUUGCGAACAUGGAGGCAAAUACAGUGCUUGAUGUGAUCGGUGUGUGCAAGGAGGUUGGUGAAGUGUCCCAAUUUACUGCUAAAACCUCUGGCAGGGAGUUGAAAAAACGCGAAGUUACAAUCGUUGACUCCAGUAAUGCUACUGUCCAACUCACGUUGUGGGGUGAGUCUGCUCUGAAUUUCCCAACUUCAUCGAAUCCGAUUGUAUUACUCAAGGGAGCUCGUGUAUCUGAGUUCGGUGGAGGUAAAUCGCUCGGGAUGGUUGGAGGCAGUGUAAUGAAGCUCAAUCCUAUGAUCAAUGAAGCCCAUAAGCUGCGCGGGUGGUACGACAACGGCGGUAGUAAUAGUGUUGUUACCAGUGUUUCGACACGCACUGGAGCCGGAACUAGCUACUCUACUGAAUGGAUUACAUUCCAUGAGGCGAAGGAAAGAAAUCUGGGUAAUGGUGACAAGCCGGACUAUUACCAAACGAAGGCUCUGAUCCACAAUGUCAAAUCAGCAAAUGCAAUCUAUAAGGCAUGUCCGCAGGCGGAGUGCAACAAGAAGGUGGUUGACCUGGAUAACGGAAUGUUCCGGUGCGAGAAAUGUAACGCCGAUAACACAAACUUCAAAUAUCGACUUCUGUUGAACAUGUUGGUUGGUGAUUGGACUUCAAACCGCUGGGUCACCGUGUUCACUGAGCUUGGCGAGCAACUACUCAAGAAAACAUCACAGGAAAUUGGUCAAGCCAUGGAGUACAUCAAGGAGGAAGCGGAGCAAAUUUUCUCUGCGAUCGCGUUCAAUAAUUACAUUUUCAAACUGCGAACCAAGGUAGAAUACUUUGCGGAUGCACCGCGAAAUAAAGUCACUGCUGUUGAGAUAAAGCCACUUAUCCACAAAGAUUAUAAUGCACAUUUGAUUAAAAACAUACAGGAGAUGACUGGUAUCGGUAAGAAGUGAACAAUAUUUUGUAAUCAUAAGCUGUUUUUUUUUAAUUAUUCCUAUCUGUGUGUUUUCUAUUAAAAUUAACUAUUAUUACUGCAGAUAUAAA